This is a messenger RNA of Trachemys scripta elegans, 1787 nucleotides long. It is a transcript of the gene HDAC1, whose product is annotated as histone deacetylase 1. The transcript is spliced from 14 exons. Lineage: Eukaryota; Metazoa; Chordata; Testudines; Emydidae. Gene Ontology annotation, molecular function: histone deacetylase activity. The record is from RefSeq and is a predicted model, not a curated record. The coding region runs from base 1 to 1440 and encodes 479 amino acids.
AUGGCGCUGACACAGGGGACCAAGCGGAAAGUCUGUUACUACUAUGAUGGGGAUGUUGGAAACUACUAUUAUGGCCAGGGCCAUCCAAUGAAACCCCACAGGAUCCGAAUGACCCACAACCUACUGCUGAACUACGGCCUUUACAGAAAAAUGGAGAUAUAUCGCCCCCACAAAGCAAAUGCAGAAGAAAUGACCAAGUAUCAUAGUGAUGACUACAUUAAAUUUCUGAGAUCUAUUCGCCCUGAUAACAUGUCUGAGUACAGCAAGCAGAUGCAGAGAUUCAAUGUUGGGGAAGAUUGCCCGGUGUUUGAUGGGUUGUUUGAGUUUUGUCAGCUGUCUGCAGGAGGCUCUGUUGCCAGCGCUGUGAAGCUGAACAAGCAACAGACAGAUAUUGCUGUGAAUUGGGCAGGAGGCCUUCACCACGCUAAGAAAUCGGAGGCUUCUGGCUUCUGUUAUGUCAACGACAUUGUCUUAGCCAUCUUGGAGCUACUAAAGUACCACCAGAGGGUGCUGUAUAUUGACAUUGAUAUUCACCAUGGAGAUGGCGUGGAGGAAGCCUUUUACACCACAGACCGUGUCAUGACUGCAUCCUUUCAUAAGUAUGGAGAAUACUUCCCAGGAACAGGGGAUCUGCGGGAUAUUGGUGCAGGCAAAGGCAAGUAUUAUGCUGUCAACUAUCCUCUCCGGGACGGAAUUGACGAUGAAUCCUAUGAGGCAAUAUUUAAGCCGGUGAUAUCUAAAGUGAUGGAGACGUUCCAGCCUAGUGCAGUUGCCUUACAGUGUGGAUCGGAUUCUCUGUCAGGGGACAGAUUGGGCUGUUUUAAUCUGACCAUCAAAGGUCAUGCCAAGUGUGUGGAGUUUGUAAAGAGUUUUAACUUGCCUAUGCUGAUGCUAGGAGGGGGUGGCUACACAAUCCGCAACGUGGCUAGAUGCUGGACUUAUGAGACUGCUGUGGCUUUGGACACGGAAAUUCCAAAUGAGCUUCCAUAUAAUGACUAUUUUGAAUACUUUGGACCAGACUUUAAGCUCCACAUCAGUCCUUCGAACAUGACCAACCAGAACACCAAUGAGUAUCUUGAGAAGAUUAAGCAGCGGCUAUUUGAGAAUCUACGCAUGCUCCCUCAUGCCCCUGGUGUCCAGAUGCAGCCGAUUCCCGAGGAUGCCGUGCAGGAGGACAGUGGAGAUGAAGAUGAAGAGGAUCCUGACAAACGCAUUUCAAUGCGCUCUGCUGACAAGAGAAUAGCCUGUGAUGAAGAAUUCUCAGACUCUGAAGAUGAAGGGGAAGGUGGUCGCAAAAAUGUUGCCAAUUUUAAGAAGUCCAAGCGCGUAAAAGCAGAAGAUGAGGAGGAGGAGGAGAAGAAAGAUGAGAAAGAAGAGGAAAAAGCCAAAGAAGAGAAAGCAGAACCCAAAGGGGUAAAGGAAGAGACUAAAUCAGCCUAAGAUGACUGCAGCUGGACAAUACCUGUCAGUACAUAGUUACACGUUUGCUUCUCUGGUAGCCUCCCAUUCCACAGGAUUGAUAGUUUAUAUGUUUCUGUAUAUAUUUCUAUAUAAAUAUAUAAAUGACUUAAGAACUGUAAAUUAUUCCUUGCUGCAUUCCGCUGAGAGCAGCUGGGGAGGGUUCUGAGUAGACAGACCUGCACUAGUCAGAAUUAGUGACGGGGAAGUUUCACUCUUGCCUUCCACUGCCUCUCUGGUGUGUGUUUUUAAAAUCAUUUUCCUCUUCUCUACCCUCUCUUUGAAAUAGCCCUUUGGAGAAUACUGAAUAUUUUUUUUUUUUUUAAAUA